AUGGUGACCGUGUCACACCACCCAUUUGAUCCUAUCACACCGGAGGAGAUCAAGCUUGCUGUGCGCAUUUUAGAGGCUACCUUCCCCGGGGUUCCUCUGCGCUACAAGCGGAUUGAUGUGAAUGAACCUAUCAAGAAAGAUGUCCUACCAUAUAUCGAAGCCGAACGGUUGCGCCGACCACUGCCCAAACCGCCAGCACGUCUGCUCUAUACCCUGUUCCACCGGCAGGACAGUGGUGCAUUCCAUAAGGCUAUUUUGAAUGCUGAUACACGCAGUGUUGUCUAUGCGAAGGAGCUUCCGCGUGAGGUCCAGGGACCCAUCGAUAUUGAUGAGAUCAGCGAAAUUGAAGAAAUGUGCAUGAAGCACCCUGCUGUCCUGGCAGAGAUCGAGAAAUUGCAAUUGCCUCCCGGGGUGACGGUCUGCAAUGAUCCCUGGAUGUACGGCACUGAUAAUGAGAAGGAAACACGGCGACUCUUCCAGUGCUUCAUGUACCUGGUUUCCGUAGACCACCCACAACACAACCAUUACUCGCUACCGUGCAAAUUCUCCCCCGUUUUCGAUGGCCUUACCCAUGAGCUUGUCCGAAUGGAUUAUCUUCCUGGUGCUUCUGGGUUUGAUACUCAAGAGACACAACCCUGGAAGCCCGUCAAAGCAAUUCAAUACGCCCACGACAUUCUCGAUGAGCCCAUUCGCAAAGAUCUCAAGCCCUAUAUUGUGCAACAGCCCGAGGGUCCAUCUUACACCGCUGACGGCAACUCUGUUUAUUGGCAGAAAUGGCGUUUCCGGGUCGGUUUCAAUAUCCGAGAAGGUCUUGUGAUUUAUAAUAUUACAUAUGACAACCGAAAUGUGUUCUAUCGUUUGUCAGUUUCAGAGAUGACGGUGCCAUACGGAGAUCCUCGGGCGCCUUAUCACCGAAAGCAGGCUUUUGAUGUUGGUGACACAGGCUUCGGUAUGAAUGCUAACCAAUUAUCACUUGGAUGCGACUGCCUUGGACACAUCAAAUAUUUUGAUGGCUUCCGGAAUGACUGCAAGGGCAACUCAGUGCAUUUGAAAAAUAUCAUCUGCAUGCACGAACAAGACAACGGGCUGCAACACAAGCACACGAACUAUCGGUCUGGCGCUGCCACUGUUGUGCGUAACAGACAACUGGUCCUUCAGAUGAUCUGUACAGUUGCCAACUAUGAAUAUAUUUUUGCAUACAUCUUUGAUCAGGCUGGCAAUAUCGAGUUAGAAAUCCGUGCUACCGGAAUUCUCUCUACUGUGCCGUUUGACAAUGAGAAUGGCCAGACUGUCCCAUGGGGAACCAACGUGGGCCCAGGUGUGAUGGCUCCCUUCCAUCAGCAUAUGUUCUCUUUCCGUAUCGAUCCCGCUAUUGACGGAUUCAAGAACACGGUGUACUACGAAGAUAGUGUUCCCAUGCCCGAGGAUGAGAACAAUCCUUGGAUGGUUGGCUAUACCACAGAGCCUACCGUGAUGAACACCUCCGGCUGGGCGAACACCAGUGUCGACCGUCACCGUGUUUUCAAAAUUCGCAAUGAUAAUAUCACGAACCCAGUCACCUAUAAGCCAGUCUCAUACAAGCUACAAACCGUUCCGAGCCAGAUGUUAUUGGUUGGCAAAAGCUCGCUGGGUUAUCGCCGGGCCGAAUUCGCUAGCAAGCCUAUUUGGGUCACUAAGUACCAGGACGAUGAACUGUACGCUGCAGGUGAAUUUACCAACCAGAGCCGACGGGCUGAGGGAGUUGAGACUUGGAUUCAACGUAAGGACAGUACCGAGAACGAGGACGUCGUUCUGUGGCACACUUUCGGCCUCACCCAUAAUCCCCGCAUCGAGGACUUCCCUGUCAUGCCCAUGGAGCGCGUCAGUGUGAUGCUGAAGCCUGAUGGGUUCUUCACUAAGAACCCAGCCCUGGACGUGCCCCAGUCCGCUCAGGCCUUUAACAAAUCCACCCUCCACCCGGAGGCGGUUCAAAGCGCUUGCUGUGCUGGUACAUCAUUGAACAAAGCCAAGCUUUACAAGCGACUGGAUUAA
Messenger RNA from Penicillium malachiteum, 2031 nucleotides. RefSeq lists its product as uncharacterized. The record is from RefSeq and is a predicted model, not a curated record. Gene Ontology annotation, biological process: amine metabolic process. The transcript has 4 exons. The coding region runs from base 1 to 2031 and encodes 676 amino acids. Gene Ontology annotation, molecular function: copper ion binding; quinone binding; primary methylamine oxidase activity. NCBI's taxonomy places the organism in Eukaryota, Fungi, Ascomycota, Eurotiomycetes, Eurotiales, Aspergillaceae.